Closterium sp. NIES-65 is the source of this 4773-nucleotide messenger RNA. The record is from the annotation of a GenBank genome assembly. NCBI's taxonomy places the organism in Eukaryota, Viridiplantae, Streptophyta, Zygnematophyceae, Desmidiales, Closteriaceae.
AUGCAGCUCCAGCGACGUCCGCGUGAGUCCCUCACCCCCCAGCAGCUUCGUGAGUGGUACGCUACUUGGGGUUGUCGGGGUGGCCGUAGUGGGAGUCGUCCUGGAGUGAGUAGUUUGGCAGCUGCUUGUGGUGGCCAGGUGCAGCUGCAGCGUCGUCCGUGCGCGGUCCUUUCACCCCAGCAGCUUCGUGAAAGGUACGCUCAGCGUGACGGGUCACGGGGUACUGCGCGCUGUCCGUACGUCAUUCGCACUGGUGCUCGGACUGGUCAGCCUUGCGAGACGAUUGGUCACGCAGAGUCCCGCUACUUCGCCCGUCUGAGCGAUGCCUGGCGUACGGAUUUUGGCGACGCGGCUGAGCUCCCCGACUGGGUGGAGCUGCUUAGGCUGAGGGUAGAUAUCUAUACUCUUGACUAUGAUGCUAUCCUCACUACCAUGUAUACAUUGCCUACUAGUGAUGAGGGUGACUGUUACGUGUGUGUUCCGCCUGACCCGGGCAUUGAGACCGCUGCUCUAGGUGCUAGUGAGGCUGCUGCUCUAGGUGCUAGUGCGUCUGCUGCUCCAGGUGCUGGUGAGUCUGCUGCCCCAGGUACUGGUGCGUCUGCUCUCUCAGGUACCACGUCGGCUCAAGCCUUACACACCUUCACCCUUGAGUCGGGUGCUUCGCGCUCCUUCUUUCGAGACCGCACCACGCUUACGCCACUUAGUCGGCCAGUUGCGGUCUCCCUGGCGGACCCCUUCGGGGGUCCUGUCCUUGCCCACUUCUCCACUGUCUUACCGUGUCCGGCGUCCCCCUCUGGCACCCUGUCUGGUCUCUACCUCCCCUCGUUCUCUACAAACUUGGUGAGUGGUGCUGAUCUACAGGAUGGGGGGGUUGACCAAUUCACUCCUGCGAGUCAGCGGGUGACCCACUGUACGUGUGCUCGGACGGGCCGACACUUGGCCACGUUUACCCGUCAGCCGGGGUCGAGCCUGUACACGCUGACUACUGAGUCUCCUCCAGUUGCUGAGUCUGGUCAGGUAGCUGCGUCGGGUCAGGUGUUUGCUGCAGCGUCCAGGUCUGGUCCUGAGUCUGCUCCCUGCUCGUGUCGUCUCCUUUCCCACCGGACACUCCUCUGGCACCAACGCCUUGGUCACCCCUCCCUGCCUCGUCUCCGAGGCAUGGCCUCCCGUUACCUUGUCUCUGGUCUCCCCCGGUCCCUCCCUCCCCUUCCUCCGGGGCCUGCCCCUACCUGCGUUCCAUGCGUUGAGGGGCGGCAGCGCGCAGCCCCUCACUCCUCCGAGUUUCCUCCGAUAGAGGCUCCGCUGCAGACUCUUCACAUGGACGUGUGGGGCCCCGCCCGCGUCCGUGGCCAGGGUCACGAGCGUUACUUCCUGUUGGUGGUUGACGACUACUCGCGUUACACCUCGGUGUUCCCCUUGCGCAGCAAGGGUGACGUCACUCAGGUGUUGAUCGACUGGAUCCGCGCAGCUCGUCUCCAGCUCAGAGAGAGUUUCGGCUCUGACUUUUGUGUUCACUCCGGCAGAGGCGAGGAGUUUUCCUCUGCUCUUCUGGGAGCCUUCUGUCAAGCACAGGGCAUCCGCCAGACGUUCACGCUUCCGGCCUCUCCACAGCAAAAUGGGAUUGCUGAGCGCCGCAUUGGCAUGGUCAUGGACGUCGCUCGUACGUCCAUGAUCCAUGCGGCUGCUCCCCAUUUUCUUUGGCCGUUUGCGGUUCGGUACGCAGCGCAUCAGAUCAACCUUCAACCCCAGGUCUCCUUGCCAGAGACCUCCCCCACCUUGCGGUGGACGGGGAAGGUUGGCGAUGCAUCUGCGUUUCGUGUCUGGGAAUCUCGGGUGUUUGUCCGCGACCUAUCUGCGGACAAGCUGUCCCCCCGUGCUGUUCCCUGCGUCUUCCUUGGCUUCCCCCCUGACGCGCCUGGUUGGCAGAUUUACCACCCCACCUCGCGCCGUGUUCUGUCCUCCCAGGACGUCACGUUUGACGAGUCGCUUCCUAACUACCGUCUCUUCCCCUACCGCACUGCGCCCCUCCCCCUGCCGCCGCUCUUCCUUGCGCCAGUCGAGCCUGUCGAGGUAGCUGUUGACUCUGGUGCUGCUAGAGGUGCUAUGCCAGCGGGUGCCAGGUCUGAGGGUGCGGAGCCUGGGGUUGCUGAGUCUGGGGGUGCUGAGUCUGGGGUUGCUGAGCCUGGGGGUGCUGAGUCUGGGGGUGCUGAGCCUGGGGGUGCUGAGGCUCGGGGUGCUGAGCCUGGGGGUGCAGAGCCUGGAGGUGCGGAGCCUGGGGGUGCUGAGCCUGGGGGUGCGGAGUCUAGGGGUGCUGGGUCUGCUCGUGUGGCCUUUGGCGGGGCUGGCCGUGCUGCUGGAGCUGGAGGUGCUACUGUUGCUGCUGACCCUGGGGUUGGCACUGGAGGUACUGGAGCCACUGGUCCUGGAGGUGCUCGUACUGGCGGUACUAGAGCUGCUGGGACUGGAGGUGCUGCUGGGGCUGCUGGAGUUGGUGCUGCUGGAGGUACUGGAGCUGCUGGGCCUGGAGGUGCUCCUGGUGCUGGAGCUAAUGGCGGUGCUGGAGCUGGCGGUCCUGCUGGGGUAGGUGCUGCUUGGCUGCUGGAGCUGGAGCUGCUGGGGGUGUUGGCGCUGGGGGUGCUGCUGGCGCUGGUGCGUUUGAGGGUGCUGGAGUUGGCGCUGCUGGAGCUGGAGGUGCUGCUGGCGCAGGCGCUACCGCUGGGGUCACAGUUAGAGCCCGCCUCCCCCCUGCCUGCUCCUUCUCCCUACACUUGUCCUACUGGAGGUCUUGCUGAGCGUCGUGAGCCUGCGUCUAGUCUUGCUUCGCCUGUUCGUGCUGCUCGCACUAGUAGUCGUGUUCCGCGUCCGCGUCCUCCUGCGGUCGCAGGCACACACCAGAUGGCACUGCAUCCUUCCACUGCUCCUCUGCGUGUCCCGUUGCCGUCUCCUCCAGAGUCCUCUCUUCCUGUUCUUGCUGACCCGAAGUCUGACUCUCUUCGUGCUGCCAGUCCUACUGUCACGCGUCUCCUGGCUACUGUUGUCACUAACCCUUCCUUUGAGUCCACUGCUGCGUCUGCCUUAGUUGUUGAGCUUGUGGACUUUGCUGCGCACUGUCGUCUAGACUACGCCGCUAGUCUGGUUGCUGAGUCUGACUCUGUCUGUCCUCCGUCCGUCGGGGACCCGGAUGCACUAGACAUCCCGCCUUUUCAAUCGUAUGCUGAGGGGAUCGAGGGUCCCAACUCCUCUCAGUGGCAGUCAGCCAUGGACGCAGAGAUGGCUUCCUGGAAGUCCACAGGCACCUACGUCGACGAGGUUCCCCCACCUGGGGCGAACAUCGUCAGUGGCAUGUGGAUUUUCAGAGUGAAGCGGCCGCCGAGUUCUCCGCCUGUCUUCAAGGCGCGUUACGUGGCUCGAGGCUUCAGUCAGCGGCAGGGAAUUGACUACUUUCAGACCUUCUCUCCCACCCCGAAGAUGACCACUUUUCGAGUGUUGCUGCACAUCGCCGCUCAGCGUGACUACGAGCUUCUCUCUCUUGACUUCAGCACAGCUUUCUUGCAGGGCAGCCUGCACGAGGAGAUCUGGCUGCGCCGCCCACCUGGCUUCACUGGGUCGUUUCCUCCUGGUACCCAGUGGAGCCUCCGGCGGCCAGUCUACGGUCUCCGCCAGGCGCCCCGUGAGUGGCACGACACACUGAGGACUACACUUGCGGCUCUUGGGUUUGCUCCUUCUACUGCCGACUCGUCGCUGUUUCUGCGCACCGACACCUCUUUGCCGCCGUUCUACAUCCUCGUGUACGUCGACGACUUGGUCUUUGCUACUGCUGACACUGCUGGACUCGCCCACGUGAUGUCGGAGCUGCAGAAGAGACACACGUGCACAGACCUGGGUGAACUCCGCAGCUACCUUGGCUUGCUGAUCACUCGGGGCAGAGCACAGUGCACCAUUACCCUGACUCAGUCACACAUGGUGCAGCAGGUCCUUCAGCGCUUUGACUUCACGUACUCCUCGCCUCAGGCCACUCCUCUGUCUACUCGCCACUCGCUCUCAGCUCUGCCUUCGGAUGAGUCCGUAGAGCCGAGUGGUCCAUACCCAGAGCUUGUUGGCUGCCUCAUGUACCUGAUGACCUGCACUCGACCUGACCUUGCAUACCCUCUUAGCAUCUUGGCAGGCUAUGUUGCUCCUGGGAGACACCGACCAGAGCACAUGGCUGCAGCGAAGAGGGUGUGGCGCUACUUGUGCAGUACGCCGGGCAUGGGGCUAGUGCUUGGAGGGCGACGUCGAGUGGUCCUCACAGGUCACGCAGACGCUUCUUGGGCUGACGACCAGGCUACGCAGCGGUCGUCACAGGGUUACACGUUCAACCUUGGUUUCGGCUCUGUUUCGUGGCGGUCUACCCGCUCGUCUUCUGUUCUUGGCUCUAGCUGUGAGGCUGGGAUCUACGCGCGGGCCAUGGCUGCACAUGAGCUACGCUGGCUCACCUACGUGCUAACUGAUCUAGGAGAGCCGCCUCGUUCUCCUCCAGUUCUGUACGUAGAGAACAAGGCCAUGCUGGCCUUGUGUCGGGAGCACAGAGUGGAGCACAGAACGAAGCACAUUGCUCUUUGCUACUUCCUUGCUCGUGAGCUGCAGCAGCGUGGUCAGCUGCGCCUUGCUUACGUGGCCUCUCAGGCCAACACUGCUGAUAUCUUUACCAAGGCACUUCAGCCUUGUGAUCAUCAGCGCUUUUGUACGAUGCUAGGUCUUGUGCCUACUUGGCCUCACUUGCUCACUUCUUGA